Molecule: messenger RNA, 7121 nt
Organism: Nilaparvata lugens (brown planthopper)
Lineage: Eukaryota; Metazoa; Arthropoda; Insecta; Hemiptera; Delphacidae
Gene: Toll-7
Product: toll-like receptor 7
Exons: 2
Coding region: 344-4318 (1324 amino acids)
Biological process (GO): signal transduction
Molecular function (GO): protein binding
Source: RefSeq, a predicted model, not a curated record
GUCUUUGCGUUGCUCUCGUGCAGUAAUGAACCUACGCCGGGCGCUGAGCGAAUUGUACUAACGGUCUUUUAGUAUACAACGUAUUUCACUAUAAGAAAAUGUUAAAGUGCGUGCUUUUUUCAAAUUAUAUCAUCAGUAGAUGCUAGUAGUGUUAAAGUUUGUUGCCGUUGAUGGAUAAACAGUGAUAGUUGCAUUUUUCGACUUGGAUUUGUUGAGUUGUGUUUUUAGUUGGAUCGACCAUCACUAAGUGUGGACCCGUCUGUUGGUAUUUAGAUGGGUUAAGUGAUGAGAUGAAGCCGAUUGUCAUCUGUCGGUUUUUGUGGUGAUGAAGUGACCUGGCAGAAUGGCUCUUCUGCGGGUAUGUGCUCUGUUGGUGGUCGUGUGCUGGGUGUUUGGCGUCGCGACUGUGGCGUCGGUCUUGGCUGACGAGUGCCAAUGGUCGUCCGAGAACAACGAGACGCAGUCGCGUCUGAGUGCGUCGUGCAGUGUUCGUGCCCUGGCCAAUAUCACCUCCGGUCUUCAACCGGAUUCCACCGUCAAAUUGCGUGUCGCGUGCAUUGAUUCCCAUCUCUACGAAAGCCUGCUUCCUCCAAAAACCUUCCACAAGUUCCACAUCCUCGAGGAGCUAACGAUCGUCGACUGUAAAGUGCUUGAACUCCCAGUGGACGCUUUCGAUGGAUUACGCGAUUUGAAGCGUCUCACAUUUUCAACUAACAACAUGGAGUGGGGUCCGGGCAAAACUCUCGAACUGAUACCCGGCUGUUUUGACGGGCUCAAAGAGCUGCAAACCCUCGACCUCGGCUCCAGCAAUGUGCGUGCCAUCCCCGAGGACGUGUUCUGUACCCUGGGCAAUCUACAGGUGCUGAAUCUGACCAGAAACAGCAUCCGUCUAGUCGACGCCCUGGGUUUCUCUUCCUCGCGGGUCGAGUGUGGAGGCGGCAUGGAUUUGCGUUCCCUCGACCUCUCCCGCAACGACCUCCGUUCUCUCCCCGACAACUCCGCCCUGGGACGGCUACGUCGUCUCCACGAACUCUACAUCCAAGACAAUUACAUCUCAAAGCUAGGACCCGACUCUCUGUCCGGUCUAACCUCACUUCGCGUUUUCAAUGCCUCCAACAACAAACUUGAAACUCUCCCUGAGGGUCUCCUUGCAAGUUGCCGUGAAUUACGGGAGAUCGAUUUGCAAAAUAAUUCACUGUACGAACUAGCUCGUGGACUGUUUCAUAGGUUAGAACAGCUUCUUGUACUAGAUUUGUCCAACAAUCAGUUAUCCAGUAAUCAAGUAGAUGAAGGGACGUUUGUGGGACUCAUAAGACUGAUCGUUCUAAAUUUAUCGCACAACGCCCUCACUCGUAUUGAUGCAAAAACCUUCAAAGACUUAUUCUUUUUGCAAAUUCUAGACCUCAGGAAUAAUUCAAUUGGUUUUAUCGAAAACAACGCGUUUUUACCAUUAUAUAAUUUGCACACACUGAAUCUCGCCGAAAACCGUCUCCAUCAUAUCACAGCCACUCUUUUCAACGGUUUAUUUGUCCUCACUAAACUAACACUCAGUAAUAAUUUAAUUGUGAACAUUGACCCGCAAGCUUUCCGUAACUGUUCCGAUUUGAAAGAUCUUGAUCUCAGCUCGAACGCAAUUCAAGAAGUUCCUGAAGCCCUCAGUGAACUCAACUUCCUCAAAACAUUGGACUUGGGUGAAAAUCAAAUCAGUAGUUUCCGUAACGGUAGUUUCAAAAAUUUACAACAGCUGACUGGAUUACGUUUAAUUGACAAUGACAUCGGGAACCUCACCAAGGACAUGUUCUGGGAUUUGACAGGGCUUCAAGUUUUGAAUCUGGCCAAAAAUAAAGUGCAACAAAUUGAAAGAGGAACUUUUGAGAGGAAUACACAAUUGGAAGCGAUCAGACUGGAUGCAAAUUUUUUGUCGGAUAUCAACGGUGUUUUCUCAGCUUUAGCUAGUUUAUUGUGGUUGAAUCUCUCGGAAAAUCAUCUAGUUUGGUUUGAUUAUGCUUUCGUUCCCACAAACUUGAAAUGGUUAGAUGUUCAUGGAAAUUACAUAGAAAAACUUGCAAACUACUAUAAACUUCAGGAUGAGUUGCACAUUAAAACUCUUGAUGCUAGUCACAAUAGAAUAACUGAACUGAAUGAACUGUCUAUUCCUAACAGUGUUGAAGUGGUUUUCAUAAAUAAUAAUUUUAUAUCUCAGGUGAAAGUGAACACAUUUUUGGAGAAGAGAAAUUUGGCGCGAGUUGAUAUGUAUGCAAAUGAGUUGACUAGAUUGGAUUUGAAUGCUUUGAGAUUGGCUCCCGUACCUGAAAAUAGAACUUUGCCUGAGUUUUAUCUGGGUGGCAAUCCAUUCCACUGUGACUGUUCCAUGGAUUGGUUGCCGGUAAUCAAUAACAUGAGUUUGAGGCAGCAUCCUCGGGUAAUGGACUUGGAGAAUGUGAUGUGCAAGAUGAGCUACUCAAGGGGCUUAGUGCACUUGUCAGCCGUCGAUUCCCGUCCUUCUGAGUUCCUGUGCAACUAUGAGACGCACUGCUUUGCACUGUGCCACUGCUGUGACUUCGACGCCUGUGAUUGUGAGAUGACUUGUCCGACUAACUGUACUUGCUAUCAUGACCAGACGUGGAGCACAAACGUUGUUGACUGUUCGCGACAAAACAAUGACCAAAUCCCGAGACGAAUCCCCAUGGAUGCUACUCAUGUGUAUUUGGAUGGAAAUAAUUUGAAAGAGCUUCAAAAUCAUGUGUUUAUUGGGAGGAAAAAUAUGAGGACUUUGUUUGUGAAUGCUAGUAGAAUUCAAACUAUACAGAAUAGAACUUUCAACGGGUUGAAUGCGUUACGUGUGUUACAUUUGGAGGAUAAUUUGAUCAAAGAAUUGAAGGGUUAUGAGUUUGAUCAUUUGUCACAGCUACGUGAACUGUAUUUACAGAAUAAUCAGAUUGCACAUAUCGGUAACUCCACGCUUUUCCCGUUGAAAUCGCUGGAAAUUUUGCGUUUAGACGGGAAUCGUUUGGUGAGCUUCCCGGUUUGGCAGUUGACGCUGAACUCUUAUCUAGUCGAAGUAACGUUGGGCAACAACCGAUGGAGUUGCCGUUGUAAGUUCCUGAAAGAGCUGCGAUCGUGGGUGUCGGAUAACUCGCAGAAAGUGGCUGAUAGCGGAGACAUCUGGUGCUAUGCGAACGAAACUAGAACACCCUACCGGCGGGAGGUAGAUCUGAAUAACACGGCUUGCAGCGAUUACUACUCGGACAGUUCCGUGAUACAGAGUCUGAUUGUUUCCGAUUAUUUGCCGAUGGUGAUAGUGACACUGUCGGCACUUGUGAUUGUUGUGGUUUUGAGUGUGGUCAUGUUUAUAUUCCGUGAUUCUGUGAGGGUGUGGUUGUUCUCGACGUAUGGUGUGAGGUUGUUCCAAUUCAAAGCGCCGUCAGCGAAACAUUACGGGGAGGAUCGGGAGAAACUGUAUGAUGGGUAUGUUGUGUAUAGUCCGAAAGACGAGGAGUUUGUGUUGCAAAGUAUUGUAGCGGAGUUGGAGCACGGUAGUCCGUCGUUCCAUUUAUGUCUGCAUUAUAGGGACCUGCCACACUCGGCGGCGCCCUAUCUGCAGCACACGUCGCCCGUUGUCGUCGAGGCGGCGGAGGCCAGUCGGCGUGUGAUACUCGUGUUGUCGAGGAACUUCCUCCAGACCGAAUGGUCGAGGUUCGAGUUCCGUUCGGCGCUGCACGAAGCGCUGAAAGGUCGAGUGUUCAAGCUGGUGCUGGUGGAGGAAGGGAGUAUUCUCCCAGAGGCGGAGCUCGACCCCGACCUGAGGCCUUACCUGAAGACGGGCACGCGGAUCCGCUGGGGCGAGAAGCGGUUCUGGGAGCGGUUGAGGUAUGUGAUGCCCAGUGCAGCCAGUGAUAACAAGCGGAAAUCGUGUAACUACAGGAGAAACAUCAACAACUAUAGCUUGGACUCUGGGCCAGGGCACAACCACGCGUACCUCCAGGAGAAAACUCUACAAACUAACUACCCUACACCCGAAAACCUCCCUCCAGCAUACAAGGAGGACGCGAACUAUUCGUCGGCGACAACUGCGACUCCCUCGCCAAGGCCGGUGCAUAGACACCACGGCUACUCGAACCCCGAGAGACCAUCGAGUGAACAUAUCUACUCGUCGAUCGACUCGCCAGACUACACCGGCUUCGAGAGGAGUGACUCGCGCACGCAACAGCGCUCGCCUGCGCUCAAUAACCACCAGACGCAUCAACAGCCUCCAGGCUGGCGGACGGCGGGAGCUGCCGUCGUCAACAACGGCGGAGUGCAGGCCUACCUAGUCUGAUGCACGUUAUCCUUACUCAAGAAUUUGAAGAGAGGUUCAAGACUGGAAGCAGCUGCACACCAAGACACAAGAUGGCGUCCCAUCACUUACAUGCCGCUGGACUCAAAAUUUGAGAGCCAUUUUCAUGGUGCUGAUCAUGGACAUGAAACUAGAGGACUUAUAGCAAUGGUUUAUUUGGAAUCAGGUUGCACGGAGGGUGAUGAAGAAUCCCAAUCAUUAAUCUCCACAUUAUAACUGACUGAAAGAUUCACUUGGAUCACUUUUAAUGUAGGGAAGUAUUUGCCAAAAAAAUGCUGGAUCAAUGAAAUGGUCUAUCUGUGAUUUAUAUAUUUCGGAUUGACAUUUUUGUUGGUGCAAUUUGAAGAACAUUUUGAAAACUGGGAAUAUUUUGUGUUGUUGUUGAAUAUUGAGUGUGGUUAUAAUAUUUAUCAGUACAGUAUUAAUGUCAAAUGAUGUAAGAUCACUCUCAAGUAAAUAUAACUGCUAAAGCCCUGCACACACACAUCGAUUUUUGUUAGUACGAUAUUUUGCCGUCCUUAUGAAUUCUAUCAGAUUAAACGGAGCUUGACAAACAUCAUCUGUUUGAAAUCAUCCGUUUAAUCUAAUAGAAUUUAUAAGGACGGCAAAAUACCGUACGAACAAAAAUCGUUGUGUGUGGGGAUCAUUAGUAGGAUUAGUUUAGUAAGCUUACAAACUUAAAAAUGUGUGAAAUUUCCAAAUUAUAGGCAUGAUUCCUUUGGAUUUGUUGAAGAUAAAAAUUAUGAAAAUUAUCAAUGGAACCAGCAUUUCUUUGUCAAAAACUUCAGUAACAUGAGAGUAGUUUUCAACCGUUAAUUGCAACCAAUAGAAUCUGAUUAGUCCUCCCACCCUUUAAAGAAGCUUCUACUGUACAGUUUAUAAAACGAUAAAUAGACACAAUAGAAUCACAUAAUAAAGAUAUUCAUGUAAUUAUCAUGGACUAUGGUUUAAAUGAACCGAUGAAACAAGGAAUUGAAAAGAUGUAUCGAAAAUAGUACAUGAUUGAAAAUGAUGAGACAAUACAAUUUAAUGGUGAUAGCAUAUUUUUCAUCAGAAUCUGUGAUGUUGAGUUUCAGAGUACAUCGAUAUUCGUUUCUCAUUUGUAAGUUUCAGUCCAUUCUUACUAGAUUUUUUCCUGCUUAUUCAUAACAUAGAGGUAUGAUUAUUGAAGCUUUUUCCAGUUUUCGAUUAAAGAUUUUACAAUAUAAUAUUAGUCAGCUUAUCUUUAUUCACUAUUACAAUUCAAAUUGAACAUUGUUAUUGAAGUCUUGAAAAUAAUGUAUUCGAUAAUGAUAAUUUGAUGAUUUCAAUCAUUUUCAAAAUAAUUUCAAUCAUAUUUGUAAUAAUUUUCCAUUUUUCUAAUAAUUUCAAUGGUUAAUAUGAUGAGGUUAGUAUGAAAAAGUUUAUAGUAAUGGGAAAAAAUGCUUUCGAGUUAAAAAUACCUCGGUUUUAAUUCCGUUGUUUGAGGAAAUAGUUAUUUGUGCAACUAGUGCGCAAAGUGACAGUUUGCUGCACCGAAAGAAACGUUUACGCACGAGCCGUAGGCGAGUGCGGAAUGAUGGGGUCUCCAGUGCAGCAAACGAACAUUGCUCACGUAUUUCACAUUAAAUUUUUCCUACAGUUACCAUUGAAUAUGAAAAGUGGGUAAUUAUGGGUAAAAUUCCCUGAAAUCCAUCAAAUGUUUUUCUGUGUAAUUUUAUUAUUAAUAAAAACCAUAUUUUAUUUAAAAUUGAAUAAUAAUAAUAAUAAUGUAAAUGAAUGAAGGCGGCACAUGUGGUGGCUGUCAACCACUGUCAUCGUUGUCCACUGCCCCCCAUAUUAUAACGUGGACCUCACUAUACCACAGUCAGUGUUACCAACUUAAAUUUGAUUUUCCUGCACUGGUGCUCGACCAGUGACCUAACCUACUAACUAUUUUGCGUUGUCAUGCUGAAAAUCUGGAGUACGCAAAGUAAUACUUUGCGCACUAGAGCGAAAAAGUGAUUCUUUGCGGCCUGCAAUCAGUGCAGAAAUGCUCACUUUUCAAGGUAUCUCUAGAAAAAAAUAAUUUUCAGACUGUAUAUUGACUCAAUACUUUAUAUCUUCCUUAUAUUGUUGUAAUACAAUCAUAGAUGAAAUAUAGAAUGAGCAUUACUUAUGCUAUCUUUCUCCUAUGGAAUAACCAGAGAAUAUAGAAUAUAAUUCUACAUUCUAUAAUUAUUUACGUUCUAUAUUUUCUGGAAAACUGACUAGAUUGAAAAAAUAUAAUUAUAUCUAUCAAGAGGAUGAAGACAACGUUUUUUGUUAUUUCAUAUUCCAGAUUAAAAUUAAUUGCAAUCUUUCAAUUUUCUAUGAAUUAAUUGACUAGAAUGUAAUUAACAAAUGGACAAUUACUCGACUGAUAGCUUGUAAUCCUAUACUGAGAUAAAACUUUACUUUCCAUGUUCCAAUCGUUUUUCGUAGAUGUUUAAAAAAUAUUGAAUAGAGCUUGAGAAAUUUGGUAUUGUGAUCCGGGAAAUUACUCCUUCUCAACGCGUCUAUGUAUUUUGAGAUAUGAGGUACAAAAGUUUGAAGAAGGAUAAUGACAAAACCGAAUUGUUAGAUUUAAGAGGUUACCCUCCUCAACAACCUAUAAAAACUGUAUUGUAAAUACAUAAUCAUCACGCUCCCAUCAUAAAUACAGUUGAAUGUAUGUGUAUAUGUAAUAAAAUUAUUUUGUAAAUGCUAAUUCAUACUUUCUUGUAAAUAUUCAUUUGUAAAUAGAAUUUAAAGUUUAGAAUUGAAUAAAAUAUGAAGUCAUCAAUAA